CAGUGCUGAUGUGUAGUCUCCGACUAUCCCGAAAGCCUGCUCUUGCUCGCACUCACUCACUCACUGAGGAGUCGACUCCGUAGUCCCCCAUUCGAUUCCCUCACCGGCCUGUGUCUCGUAAAGCACACUCUCACGCUCUCACUACAUCAACAAACCAUGCCUUGCCUCGGCUUACGCGGCUGCAGAUGGAACAGAAGCGCAACCCCCCUUCUAUUCCACCCUCACCGUUCACACCGCGCUCCACCACACCACUCCCGCGCCGCGGCCUGUCAGCCACCCACACCACACGUGGUGGCUUGCACGCGGGACCCUAUCACGGCGCUGCUCUGGGACGCUCGUGCAGGAUUGCGGGGAAGGGUCAAUGUCGACAAUCUGGCAUCAAGCCGACGCGCAUCCCUGCCGCCCAUCCACCACGGGCCACCUCCAUCACCACUUCAUGCGUUGGGGCAGCCGGGCGUCCACGUUCUCGCCCGCGGCUGUUGCUGCUGGAUGGCUGAGCUGCGGGCAGCCUCGAGGGUUGAAAGAAGGCUUCGCUGGGAUCAUCUUAUCGUGAGUUCGGAUGAGGAGACGCGAUCACGAGGGCGAGAGGGAAGAAGCCGGACUGCACGCACCCAUCGCAUAUCGACUGGGAUCCGGAUAGUGUUAUCUAUAGGCCGCGAAGCACCGCUAGCAACGACUAUUCUUCGAUAAACCUGCUUCGAGCCAUCAUGAAACAGCGCGCGCGAUGGCCAGGCCAUGGAUAGUGUCCGUGACGAGGUUGCGAAAUACCUAGCAUCAGACUGUCUACUCUGACCACAGAUAACGACAUUCCACGCUUCAACGCGCACCCCGCCGAUCCAGCUCAGCUCAAUUCCCCCAUCCGGCUCCUCGACCUG
Molecule: messenger RNA, 875 nt
Organism: Mytilinidion resinicola
Lineage: Eukaryota; Fungi; Ascomycota; Dothideomycetes; Mytilinidiales; Mytilinidiaceae
Exons: 1
Coding region: 157-690 (177 amino acids)
Source: RefSeq, a predicted model, not a curated record